Messenger RNA from Melampsora larici-populina 98AG31, 945 nucleotides. RefSeq lists its product as uncharacterized. The transcript is spliced from 2 exons. Gene Ontology annotation, biological process: microtubule-based movement. NCBI's taxonomy places the organism in Eukaryota, Fungi, Basidiomycota, Pucciniomycetes, Pucciniales, Melampsoraceae. The annotation marks the transcript as partial. The record is from RefSeq and is a predicted model, not a curated record. Gene Ontology annotation, molecular function: microtubule motor activity; microtubule binding; ATP binding.
UCUUCUUCUCAUCCGAUCAUCGAUAAAAGAGGUACAGGUACAUCAGAAUCUAUCAAUGGUUCAGAAGGUUAUGAAUUCAGAUUCGAUUCGGUUUAUAAUCCUUAUAACUCAACUCAAGAUCUAUACCGUGGAAAUGUGAAGGAAGUCAUCAAGAGUUGUGUAAGAGAUGGUUAUAAUGUUACAGUCUUUGCUUAUGGUCAAACAGGUAGUGGUAAAACUUUUACAAUGAUGGGAUCAUCUCAAGAAGAUGAAAAUAAAGGAAUCGUACCUAGAUCGAUUGAAGAAGUCUUUCAAACUAUCUCUCAAGAAGAUCAAAAUCGUGAAUAUCUAUUAAGAGUUUCUUAUCUUGAGAUUUAUAAUGAAACUUUAAAAGAUCUUUUGUUAGAUCAUGAUCCUAGUACAAAUCCCAUCACACCUUCUAAACUCACCAUACAUGAAAAUCAUAAAGGUAGAGUUUAUGUCAAUGGAUUACGUGAAGAAGUCGUCACUGAUCCUUUACAGGUCAUCAAUACUUUACAAAAAGGUGAAAAGGCUAGACAUGUGGGUGCAACUGAUUGGAACGAACGUAGUUCUCGUAGUCAUACUGUCUUUACCAUGGUAUAUCCAGAUGAAUUAAAUCAAAUCGGAAUGCAAAUCUCACAAUUGAAUUUAAUUGAUUUAGCAGGAUCUGAAUCAGCAGCCAGUUCGAUUGAAAGACGUAAAGAAGGAUCAUUUAUCAACAAAUCAUUAUUAUCACUUUCAAAUGUGAUUUCAAAAUUAGCCAAAUCAGAACCACACGUACCUUUUCGUGAUAGUAAGUUGACAAGAUUACUUCAAACCAGUUUAGCCGGGAAUGCAAAAGUUGUGGUGAUCUGUGCUGUUUCGGCUAAUAAUGAGAGUGUAGCUGAAACAUUAAGUACAUUGAGGUUUGCAAGAAGAGCUAAGAUGGUUAUCACUAAGGCUGAA